Messenger RNA from Alternaria postmessia, 1194 nucleotides. RefSeq lists its product as uncharacterized. The record is from RefSeq and is a predicted model, not a curated record. The transcript is spliced from 2 exons. NCBI's taxonomy places the organism in Eukaryota, Fungi, Ascomycota, Dothideomycetes, Pleosporales, Pleosporaceae. Gene Ontology annotation, molecular function: O-methyltransferase activity. Bases 1 to 1194 code for a protein of 397 amino acids.
AUGUCGACAUCAGUUCCAAUCAUUCUCGAGCGCAUCACGUCGGCCGGCAAGGCUUUUGAAAGCAACGAAGUUGGUUCACGGGAAAACUUAAUCGACCUUGCCAGAGACCUCAUAGCAAGUCUCGAGAUUCCGAGUGAAUUCCUACAAAGAAGUUUUUGGGCGGAGCCUGCAUUAUCUGCACAUUGCAAGAUUGCCGUUGAAGUCAAGCUCUUCCAACAUCUCAAGGAUGCAGGCGAAGCUGGCCUCAGCGCCGAUGAUCUUGCACGGAAAACAGGCGUUGAGUCGACUUUGCUACGACGGAUCAUGCGUCACCUGAUUGCCACGAAGGUUGUUGCCUUCUCUAAUGACCGUUUCCUCGGGUCAAACCUCAGCGAUGGGCUUGCAGCAGAGAACUACCAAAAAAGUAUCGACUUCUGCUAUGAUGUUGCACGGCCAUCAUUCAAUCGCUUUCCCGACUUCUUUAAGACUACGGACUACAAGUCACCGGCCUCGCCUACGGAUGGGCCUUUCCAAAUGGCGCAUGGAACGCAGCUGCCAUUCUUUCCAUGGCUGGAGGCUACACCACCCCAUCUAGAUGAGUUCGGUAACUUCAUGUCAGCGUACCGGGCUGGUAAGGCGAACUGGUUCGAUCCAGGUUUUUAUCCAGUCGCCGACCGACUGAUCGAAGGCUUCAAUCCUGCCAACAACGAAGUGUUGCUGGUAGAUGUAGGUGGUGGCCGGGGACAUGAUGUCCAGCAAUUCGUGGCGCAGUACAAGGCACAGCCUUCCCAGGCUGUGCUCCAGGACCUAGAACCUGUCAUCGCUAGUAUCCAGGAUAAGGACAAACUGCCAUUCGACAGCACGGUUCACGAUUUCUUCACCCGGCAACCAAUCAAGGCCGCAAGGGCAUAUGCACUCCAUUCUAUACUACACGAUUGGAGUGACGAGGAAGGAAUCAACAUCCUCGAGAACUUGAAACCUGCACUCAAGCCUGGGUACUCGCGGGUGUUGCUGAACGAGAUCGUGUUGUCGGAAGAGAAGCCCACUAUUGCUGCCACAUCGAUGGACAUGAUGAUGUUAGCACAUCUCUCUGUACAUGAGAGAACUGAAUCGGAUUGGAGAAGGAUACUGCAAAAGGCCGGAUUAGAAUGUCUACAUGUAUAUAGCUACCCAGGCGUUGCAGAGAGCGUUAUAGAAGUAGAACUAAAACAGUAG